GUGGGAUCCUUCAACUUCCGACUAUUCCAGAAGCAUGCUCGGGCCAGUGUAUACGACGACAUUGGAUUUCUCUAAACGAGUCUGCUGUGUACAGAGGAGAAGGCAGUUAUUCGGAGAACAAAGAGGAUGGAAAAGAUAACUAUAUCAAGUAGAACCACAUUUAUUGGUCUUGCAACUGCCACUGUUGCAUGUGUUCUACUCUACUCUCAAGAUUUUCUUCCCUUACAACGGGCACAUAUAACGUGGCAGAAUGUGUUUAAGGGCCAGAAGCAACAACAACACCUCCAAGCUCCACCAUCUCGUGCAUCUCAUACAAAAUGCACGCUUGCGCACACCAGCCUAGCGUUUCUCAAGGUGCACAAAGCCGGGUCCACUACCAUCAUGAACAUCCUACAAAGAUUUGCAUGGGACAAUAACCUGUUGGUAGCCCUGCCUUCUCCUAGCCACAUAAUACACAGUAACUUUAAGAAUUUGCUGUUCCUUCCAAAGGGACGCAACUCGUACGACAUGCUGUUCAACCACGUGCAUCACUAUGACCGGAAGAAGUUCGCUAAACUUUUACCAGCGGACGCAAAGUACAUCGGCAUCGUUAGAGAGCCGCUUUCGCUGACGAUAUCGGCGUUCGAGUAUUACAGAGUGGUUUGGCGUUUGAAGCGUUAUACCAAGAUUCCAGGAAAUGAUAAGUUAAGAGAAUAUUUACGUCACCGGGAAAAGUACGACAAUUCACCUGGAUCCUUCACCAAUAAUCGCAUGGCUUUUGAUUUCGGGUUACCUGGUCGCAUGUUCCGUAAUCGAACUUUUAUCACUAAAUAUCUAAAAAAACUGGACUCGGAAUUUGACCUGGUGAUGAUAUUGGAAUAUUUCGCCGAAUCUCUGAUUUUCCUCAAACGCUUGAUGUGUUGGAAGCUCAAAGACGUGCUCUACAUCAAAAGGAACGCCAUGAAAAAUAAGAGACCCCAUAUUGUUUUCAGCAAAGAGGAAUUGUCGUAUCAUAAAAACUUUUCAAUGGCGGACACCAUGUUGUACGACCACUUCCUGAGUCGAUUCAAGCUAAGACUAACACAAGAGAACAGGGAAUUUUGGGAGGAAGUUAGUGUCUUUAAGGGUAUGUUGGGGAAAACAGAAUCAUAUUGUCUUAGUGUAAAAAACAAUGGCACGGACACUCAUGCCAACAGCUCUUUGUUAUUCCAAGAAACAAAAUUCAACGAUGUUUUCGCAAUAAAUAGAAAUGACUGCAGCCUCAUGCUUAUUUCGGAGAUACCAUUUGUGAGAAAAUCACGAUGGAAACAUGCCCAAAUGCUUUCCGACGCAAACAAGAAAACUUUCACCGGUUAAAGUUGCAGUUUACGUGAAAUUAAAGGUGUGAAUACCACCAUUAUUGACGUCAUCGUUUUGAACCUCCGUUAUUGUCUUUAUACUGCCAGACUGUUCGCUGAACCUCAUGUGACGCAAUACAAACGGAAAUCUCAUUGUGAGACUAGCCUACUAUAAAGAAAUCCUGGUUCAUACGUGACCUUUGUGACCAUGUGCACGUACGAGGCAUGGCCCAGCGUUGUGUUUUCCAGUACCAUCUACAUAUUCCCUGUAAAACUUCUCUGGUACUAAAAUACUGUAUUCAUCUUUUCAACUUUUUGGUAUUAGUUUUCAUGUGAUUCACGAAUAACUGUUGAACAGACUUCUGCUGUAAGUUAUUCCUUUGAGAUCCUAACUUAAUGUGCGAAGUUUUUGUAUAUCAAAGGAAAAUAUUUAAAUCCGCCAGGUAAGUAUACUUAUUCAAAUCUGUGGGCCGACAUUAUAGGAAAAAU
Liolophura sinensis is the source of this 1805-nucleotide messenger RNA. RefSeq names its product galactose-3-O-sulfotransferase 3-like. NCBI's taxonomy places the organism in Eukaryota, Metazoa, Mollusca, Polyplacophora, Chitonida, Chitonidae. Gene Ontology annotation, biological process: glycolipid biosynthetic process. The record is from RefSeq and is a predicted model, not a curated record. The transcript is spliced from 3 exons. Gene Ontology annotation, cellular component: membrane. Bases 127 to 1335 code for a protein of 402 amino acids. Gene Ontology annotation, molecular function: galactosylceramide sulfotransferase activity.